UGAUAUUUAGCUUGUUGCUAAUGAUAUAGUAAGGAAUGAUGUCCUUCCUUGUUUUUUCGUCGGUUGUGUUUCUGCAGUAUACUAUUUACAGUUAAACUGAUAUUCGUCUACUAGAAUAAACCUUACCAGUAACACAAAAAGUGAGCCAAGAUGUGAUGAUACAAUUCAUCUAAGAGCUGAAGAGAAAGGCAACUGAAAUCAGAGUGUUGGGGGGGGGGACAUUUUGGUAUUAAAAAAACUUACCUGUGUGAAAGCUUGUGCAUUCCAACAGUUUGAGUGAAUUAUUGUAUAAAUUGUUGUGAGAAGUAGAUUACAAAGGAAGAAUGGAGGAAACAGGACUUUCAAAAAGAGAUUUCAGCCAGCUGUUGGUGGAUUUUUCAAGUUGGUAUGAUGGACUUGGAUACAUCAAUAUGCUAAAAGUUUUGUACAACAAUAGAGAUCACGUGCCAAUUUAUAAUAAUUUAAAUGAGGCUACUAAGGUGAUGCCCUUGCUAAGUAUGUUAAUUGGUUCUGGGAGUUUGAGUCUAACAGAUCUCACUAUCCUUUAUGACACAAUAAAAGUUACUGGACAAUUUGGCUUCAAAUCCAGAAUUGUACUUCCAACUUUACAAACAAUCAAGGAACAUGAAGUGUCUAAAUUCUCAUGGUACAGACAGUUCCUCUUGAAGCUAGGAAUGACACUAACUGAUAAUGAUAUAGUAGCGCUUGAUGUACGAUAUAACAUGCCAGUGUUAAAGAAUUAUAAAGAUAGCUGGCAUUUGAUUCUGGAUCUAGAGCAAAGGAAUGAGCUUUGUGAAGAAAAAAUUGAUGAUUUCAUUGAAGGAUUACCAAGUGACAAAGCUCUGAAAGCUUUACUGGAACUUGAAGUGUACAAGAGAGCAGUCAGUAAGAAAGAGGGUGAAACAUACACAUCUUACUACAACCGUUUGAAAGAGAAUAUUAGACAGUCAAACAUGCAUAUAAGAAAGGAUGUUAGUGGUGAUGGGAACUGUUUUUUAUACUGCAUCCAAGAUCAAUUUGAGAGACUGGGUUUACCAAAUCGAUCUAGUGCACAACUCAGGGCUGAUUUAGUGGACUACUUGCGACAUUUGGAUAAAGAAGAUCCAUUGAUCGCCCUUACAGAUGACAAAUAUCUAGAUGAAUUGAGUAAAGAUGGUACUUUUGUUGACGAGACAGCCAUAAGAGGGAUGUCACGAAUAUUAAAUUACAACUUCCAAAUAGUGACCAGUCAAAGAAAAAGCACAGAGCAGGGCUACUUGGUCACAACAAUUCAAGAAAGUUCAAACCCAGAUGGUGUAAUGUUAUUUGGUCAAAUUGGAGAGCUACACUAUAUAAGCUUAGGUGAUGGAGUUAGAUCAGAAGUAUCAGCAAGUCCAAUUUUAGAUAGGCCAAGUGUUAAGCAAGGUAAUGGAGAAGCAUCAACAUCAAAAAAACCAAAGUUAUACAAAGGUAAAUCAGGGAAAUCAAAACGACCAAGAAAAAGACGUAUAUGUGAUGAAGGCAAGUCAGGAAGAUCAGAACUGCCGAAAAAAUUGACGUUGGAUGAAGAUUUAAUUAUCAAAGAAUUUCUGACAAGAAAGCUGAAGCAAUUGUAUCAGGAUGUUAAUCAAAUGACACCAGCAAUCUGGCAUAGACAUCAUAGAGUAGAUAUUGCUGAAGUAUUCACACAACUCAUCUUACUGGAAUCCAACAGGAAAGACAAAGAAGAACCAGAUGAAUUCAAAUCAACAUGUAUAAGAAAGGAAGGUAGACCCACAUCUUUAACAGAGGUAUUAGGUAUCAUUAAAUCAAAAGAUUCAUGUAAGGUAUUAAUAACAGGAGGAGGAGGGAUGGGCAAGACUACACUUCUGAAAUAUAUUACUUAUAAAUGGGCUACUGAUGAUUUACAUGCCUUUGCUGGUAAAUUACUGUUUCUGAUCAAUAUUGGGGACAUUAAAACAAGUACAGAUAUCUUGGAAUUAAUUCUAAAAAACAUAGCUACAAAUGAAUUAAUUCUUCAGCACAACUUGCCGACUAACUCAGUUGAAAGAUUUCUGCUCGAUAAUGCUGAUGAUAUAGUUAUUUUGUUAGAUGGAUAUGAUGAGUUACACAAAGAUGCUAAGGACCCUAUAUAUCUGUUCAAAGGACGUGAAUUAGAAAAAAGCACUGUGGUGAUAACAUCCCGACCUGACUACACAAUUGAUUUGAUUAAAUGUUGUACUGUACAUAUUGAAGUGAAGGGGUUCAGUAGAAGAAACAUAAAGAAGUAUAUUCAUGAUCAUUUUCAUUCAAUCAACAAAUGUGAGUUGGGGGAAUUAUUAAUGAAGGAGUUCAAUCUUGUGUCACAGCGUGAACGUUACUGGGGUCGUAAUCAUAAAGAGGCAUUUGAAUUGUGCUCAUCCCCACUGUUAUUGCUUAUGAUUUGUACCAUAUGGGAACAAAAACAACAUCUUCCAAAUGACUUGUCAGAUCUUUUCAUCGAACUGAUUUGUUGCAUUUUAAGUCAAUAUAAACACAAGACGGAUGAUAAGAUUGCAAUUUUCCAAAUUGAGAGAGUUCCAGAGCAGUAUAGACUUGCUAUUCUACUAUUAGGAGAAUGUAUGUAUGAAGGCCUAAAGGGAAAUAAAUUGUCUAUUGACAAACAUGUUUUAUCAAAUAUGACAAAAAAUAUAGAUUCUGUAGAUUUAGCAUUGAAAAUUGGAUUUGUUUAUGAAAAUAGCCCUUUUAAUCCUGGUGAUGUAAGAGAGAUGUACACACCUCCACACAAGUUAAUUUCAGAGGCACUAGCAGGUUUUUAUUUGUCAAAUCAAAUUGAGGAAGAACAUUUGAAAUCUGAUGAAUAUGAGGUGAUAAGAUCUAAUGAAUAUUUAAAUAUGACAAGAGCAUUUACAAUAGGAUUUCUAGGUGCUAAAGCUGGUAAAUUGCUUAAACAUUGGUUAGUAAUCAGGGCUUCACAUUUUUGGUUAAUAGCACAAUGUUUCACACAUAUAAAGGAGGCAAAUGAAGAAGCUGUGCUACAGGAAUUGGAUAAAAACAUGUCCACUGAAAUGAAAUCAUACUGUAAGCAAAUGCUUGAGACAUACAGAAGUGCCCUUAAGGAUGAUAAAAGCAUAGUAAGUGAGCAUUUAUAUAAACUUAUGAGCAAAAUUUACACUAAGUAUGAGAGAAGAUCUGAAAAACUUGUGGAGAAAUUUAUAUCGCUGUUAGAUGCAUCUAGUGAAGAGACUUUCAGGACAUUAUGCAGAAGUUUUGUACAAAUCUUAGUUAUUGUAGAAAGCAUAAAUUACGGAAACUCCAAGUUAAGUAUAUAUGGAAACCGGUUAUUUGAAUAUUUAUCAAAUUGGAAAAGUGAAAACCUUAAUGUCCUUUCUGCUGAGAUGAAAUACCUCAACUUGAACUAUGGUUACACUACUGUCCAUUUAAACCAUGUAUUUAAUUCAUCAUUCUUGAUUCAUUUGCUGACAUAUUCAAAUAACCUCUCUUACUUACGUAUCACUUCGGGUGAGCUUACUGAGUCUGUACUCAGUGUAGUUAUCAUUGAGUUACACAAAACUAAUGUAAAGUUGAAGUUAACAGAACUUGAUAUUAUGGGCAAUGAUCUACAUAAUAUCGAUGGAACAUUACUAGGAAAACUAUUUGAAAUAGCUCCUGAAAUAAAUUACCUAAAUUUAAGCAGUUGUAGUUUAUCAGGUGAUAUUGUGAGGGCAAUAAUGGAGGAAUGUGGUAGGAUGAAUGUAGUAUUCUUCAACAAGUUUCUUCAACUGAAGGGCAAUGACCUUUCAGAUAUUGAUGGUAAGUCACUUGCAGAGUUAAUCAGGGCAUACACCUUACAUUUCAAAUGGAGUGAUCAUUCUCUUACAGCUGAUAACCUACAAAAUCUGAUUGAAUCAUUAAGUGUUGUAAAUAAAACAUUGACUUGGCAUUGGAUAGAAUUGAGUAAUAUUAACCUGUCUUCGAUCAGUGGUAAAACAUUAGCUUGCCUUGUUAAGUUCUCUCCAGACCUGAUCCAUAUUGACAUGAGUCAUUGCAGUUUAUCAGGCAGUAUUGUUAAUGAAAUGAUGGAGGAAUGUGGUAGGAUGAAUGUAGUAGUGAAAGACAACUUGCUUCAACUGGAGGGCAAUGACCUUUCAGAUAUUAAUGAUAAGUCACUUGCAGAGUUAAUCAGGGCAUACACCUUACAUUUCAAAUGGAGUGAUCAUUCUCUUACAGCUGAUAACCUACAAAAUCUGAUUGAAUCAAUAAGUAUUGUAAAUAAAACAUUGACUUGGCAUUGGAUAGAAUUGAGUAAUAUUAACCUGUCUUCGAUCAAUGGUAAAACAUUAGCUUGCCUUGUUAAGUUCUCUCCAGACCUGAUCCGUAUUGACAUGAGUCAUUGCAGUUUAUCAGGCAGUAUUGUUAAUGAAAUGAUGGAGGAAUGUGGUAGGAUGAAUGUAGUAUUGAAAGACAACUUGCUUCAACUGAAGGGCAAUGACCUUUCAGAUAUUAAUGGUAAGUCACUUGCAGAGUUAAUCAAAGCUUUUUUCCUUGAUUAUAAAGGUAUUUUCAAUUGGCUUGAUCAUUCUCUUACAGCUGAUAACCUACAAAAUCUGAUUGAAUCAGUAAGUGUUGUAAAUAAAACAUUGACUUGGCGUGAGAUAGAAUUGAGUAAUAUUAACCUGUCUUCGAUCAGCGGUAAAACAUUAGCUUGCCUUGUUAAGAUCUCUCCAGACCUGAUCUAUUUUGACAUGAGUCAUUGCAGUUUAUCAGGCAGUAUUGUUAAGGAAAUGAUGGAGGAAUGUGGUAGGAUGAAUGUAGUAUUGAAAGACAACUUGCUUCGACUGGAGGGCAAUGACCUUUCAGAUAUUGAUGGUAAGUCACUUGCAGAGUUAAUCAAAGCUUUUUUCCUUGAUUAUAAAGGUAUUAUCAAUUGGCUUGAUCAUUCUCUUACAGCUGAUAACCUACAAAAUCUGAUUGAAUCAGUAAGUGUUGUAAAUAAAACAUUGACUUGGCAUGAGAUAGAAUUGAGUAAUAUUAACCUGUCUUCGAUCAGUGGUAAAACAUUAGCUUGCCUUGUUAAGAUCUCUCCAGACCUGAUCCAUAUUGACAUGAGUCAUUGCAGUUUAUCAGGCAGUAUUGUUAAGGAAAUGAUGGAGGAAUGUGGUAGGAUGAAUGUAGUAUUGAAAGACAACUUGCUUCGACUGGAGGGCAAUGACCUUUCAGAUAUUGAUGGUAAGUCACUUGCAGAGUUAAUCAGGGCAUACAUGGUACCUUUUUCCUCUUAUUCUGUAGUUCAUUUCAAUUGGCAUAUUCAUUUUAUUACACCUGAUAACCUACAAGAUCUGAUUGAAUCAGUACGUGUUGUAAAUAAAACAUUGACUUGGCAUUGGAUAGAUUUGAGUAAUAUUAAACUGUCUUCGAUCAGUGGUAAGACAUUAGCUUGCCUUAUUAAGAUCUCUCCAGACCUGAUCCAUAUUCACACGAGUCAUUGCAGUUUAUCAGGCAGUAUUAAUAAAAUGAUGGAGGAAUGUGGUAGGAUGAAUGUAGUAUUGAAAGACAACUUGCUUCAACUGGAGGGCAAUGACCUUUCAGAUAUUGAUGGUUUGUCACUUGUUGGGGUUUUACCACCCUAAUUAUGAUGGUGGUGAUGAUGAUGCUGAUGAAACUUUCAGUUGGAGUAAUUAUUUGAUAACCUUGAAAAGCUGGUUGAUGCAGUAGGUGAAAAUAUGACAUUCAAUUGGCAAGGAUAGAUUUGAGUGAUAUUAACGCAUCUUCAAUUUGUGGUAAUACAUUAGCUUGCCCUGUUAAAAUCUCUCCAGACUUGAUCUAUAUUCAAUUCAAUUCAACAAAACAUUUAUUUUCUUCCAAAGACACUUAAAAAUACAAAAUUACAAAUACAAAAUACAAAAAUUGGAAGAAGGCCAGGUCCCGAGAAGUUGUUUGCAAAAACAAACAUCUUGUGAUGGGCAGGCCUGAAAAAAGAUAAAAAAAUAAAUAAUAAAUUAAAUAAAUAAAUAAA
Molecule: messenger RNA, 5974 nt
Organism: Anneissia japonica
Lineage: Eukaryota; Metazoa; Echinodermata; Crinoidea; Comatulida; Comatulidae
Exons: 11
Coding region: 324-5588 (1754 amino acids)
Source: RefSeq, a predicted model, not a curated record